UACAAUAAAAAAAAUUAAAAGAAUAAAAGAUCGAUUCCAUUUUCAUUCCAUCUGAGAUCUUCUCUUCUUUCUCUGCUUUCUCUCGGUCGAUCUGCGUUUCCCGCAUUACAAAGCUCAUCUCUCUCUGAUUCCCAAUCUUAAUCGCUCAUUCAAAAUGGCAGAUGAUGGUUGCUGUUCUACUCAGCUUAUAGAUGGAGAUGGUGUAUUCAAUGUCACUGGAAUUGACAGUUUCAUCAAGGAGGUAAAGUUGGGCGAAUGCGGUCUUUCGUAUGCGGUUGUCUCCAUAAUGGGUCCACAAAGUAGUGGAAAGAGCACCUUGUUGAAUAAUUUAUUCAACACCAACUUCAGAGAGAUGGAUGCUUUUAGGGGAAGGUCUCAAACUACAAAAGGUAUCUGGUUAGCGAAAUGUGCCGGUAUCGAACCCUGUACACUUGUUAUGGAUUUAGAGGGAACAGAUGGAAGAGAAAGAGGAGAGGAUGAUACAGCAUUCGAGAAGCAGAGUGCUCUUUUUGCUCUUGCUGUUUCAGAUAUUGUUCUUAUAAACAUGUGGUGUCAUGAUAUUGGCCGUGAGCAAGCUGCAAAUAAGCCUCUUCUAAAAACUGUCUUCCAGGUGAUGAUGCGGUUGUUUAGUCCACGUAAAACAACUUUGAUGUUUGUCAUACGUGAUAAAACAAGGACACCAUUGGAGAAUUUAGAACCUGUUCUUAGAGAAGACAUUCAGAAGAUAUGGGACUCUGUGCCGAAGCCUCAAGCUCAUUUGGAAACUCCCCUGAGUGAAUUUUUUAAUGUUGAGGUUGUAGCUCUUUCAAGUUAUGAAGAAAAGGAAGAGCAAUUUAAGGAGCAGGUUGCUAACUUGAGGCAGAGAUUCUUUCACUCGAUUGCACCUGGUGGACUUGCUGGAGAUCGAAGGGGAGUUGUUCCUGCUUCAGGAUUUUCUUUUAGUGCACAACAAAUAUGGAAAGUCAUCAAGGAAAACAAGGACCUUGAUCUUCCUGCCCAUAAGGUGAUGGUGGCAACUGUGCGCUGUGAAGAAAUUGCCAAUGAGAAGUUCUCCAGCUUUUCUGGAAAUGAGUACUGGCUGGCAUUGGAGGAGGCCGUACAAAUUGGUCCUGUUGCUGGAUUUGGGAAGAAGCUCAGUUCAAUUAUUGAUACCUGUCUAUCAGAGUAUGAUGCAGAAGCUACGUAUUUUGAUGAAGGUGUCAGAUCUUCAAAGCGAAAGCAGCUUGAAGAGAAACUGCUACAACUCGUCCAACCGGCUUUUCAAACUUUGCUGGGACAUAUAAGAUCUGGAACUUUGGAUAAAUUUAAGGAAGCAUUUGAUAAGGCUUUGGAUAGCGGCGAGGGGUUUUCUGCCGCUGCUGCUGAUUGCUCUCAGUCCUAUAUGUCUCUUUUUGAUGAAAGAUGUGCAGAUGCUGUUAUUGAACUAGCAAACUGGGACACAUCUAAAGUAAGGGAUAAAGUUCGACGUGAUAUAGAUGGCCAUAUUUCCUUAGUUCGUGAUGCCAAGCUAUCUGAACUUACUGCAUUCUAUGAGGCCAAACUGAAGGAGGCAUUAUCAGGACCAGUAGAAGCACUGCUAGAUGGAGCAAAUAGCGAGACUUGGCCUGCAAUAAGAAAACUCCUUCGACGAGAGACUGAAUCAGCUGUGUCUGGGCUUUCUGAUGCCCUUUCUGGUUUUGACAUGAAUGAAGAAACAAGAAAUAAAAUGCUUACAAAUCUAGAGGAUUAUGCAAGAGGAGUUGUUGAGGCAAAAGCAAAGGAGGAGGCUGGACGAGUUUUGAUCCGUAUGAAGGACAGGUUCACAACAAUGUUUAGCCAUGAUUCUGAUUCAAUGCCCCGCGUUUGGACUGGGAAAGAAGAUAUUCGAGCUAUUACAAAAGCUGCACGCUCUUCAUCCUUAAAAUUGCUCUCUGUUAUGGCUGCUAUACGUUUGGACGAUUCUGAUGCCGAUACCAUUGAGACCACUUUAACAGUUGCUUUGGUGGAUUCUACUGGUGGUGCCGUUAAAGAUAGGAGCAUAACAACGGCUGAUCCACUGGCCACGAGCUCGUGGGAAGAGGUCCCACCAAAAAAAACAUUGAUCACGCCUGUCCAGUGCAAAUCUUUAUGGAGGCAAUUCAAGAAUGAGACAGAGUACACUGUAUCUCAGGCGAUUGCAGCACAGGAAGCCAACAAGAGAAACAACAACUGGUUACCACCUCCAUGGGCUAUUGUUGCCUUGGUUGUUUUAGGAUUCAAUGAAUUUAUGACGCUUCUAAGAAAUCCUCUGUAUCUGGGAGUAAUCUUUGUGGCUUUCUUACUUGUCAAAGCCCUAUGGGUGCAGCUAGAUAUCUCGGGUGAAUUCCGCAAUGGUGCUCUGCCUGGGCUUAUUUCCUUGUCCACCAAGUUCCUCCCCACUGUUAUGAACAUAAUAAAAAAACUAGCAGAGGAAGGGCAAGCACCUGCAGCGAACAAUCCUCAAAGGAACCCUGCCCUGGCAUCGAAAAACUACCAGAAUGGAGUUAAUGCUAGUAGUGAAAUGUCAUCCACCGGUUCAUCCGAAAUUACAGAGAAUGACAACUCUAGCUCCUCAAAACAAGACUGAGUGAAACGAAGCAUCUAAUUAUAGAGCAGUUUUCAUCUGGUUAAAGAUGUAGGCAAGUCUCUCGAAUAGAGAGAGGCUAGUGUUUGGUCCACGUAUACCAUUAUUAACUGUCAGCACUAUUGCUGCCAUGUAAGGGUUACAGUCCUUAAAGGCAUUGAUUUUUUUUGGGUAAGUGCCGCAUAUAGGGAAGGGGGGCUUAUGGUUUGCUGUGAGGAAGCCCCCGUUAAAUAGUUUUCACUUUUUACCAGAUAGGUUUUUGUUUCUCUUUUCUGUUUUUUUUCUUCUUCUUUUUGGGUUUGUUUGUUGGAAAAAGCUACACAAGGAUCUUGUUUAAAUCCUCUGCGUUUAUGUUUUGUCAUAAUGGUGGUUGCAUUAAAUUUUGUCACGUGACAGUUGUAAUGCUGUGGCUUGAUUGUAUUUCAUUUUAGGAGAAAAAGGAAAUUUAAGAUUUUCGUA
This is a messenger RNA of Humulus lupulus (European hop), 3040 nucleotides long. Its product is annotated as protein ROOT HAIR DEFECTIVE 3-like. The record is from RefSeq and is a predicted model, not a curated record. Gene Ontology annotation, cellular component: endoplasmic reticulum. Gene Ontology annotation, biological process: endoplasmic reticulum membrane fusion. NCBI's taxonomy places the organism in Eukaryota, Viridiplantae, Streptophyta, Magnoliopsida, Rosales, Cannabaceae. The transcript is spliced from 23 exons. The coding region runs from base 155 to 2584 and encodes 809 amino acids. Gene Ontology annotation, molecular function: GTPase activity; GTP binding.